AAACGACUGCAGGUUGGCCAAGAACUUAUAGACUAUUUCUCAGAUAAACAGAAGUCUGCUGACCUUGAGCAUGACCAGACCAUGUUAGAUAAACUUGUGGAUGGACUCGCUACCUCUUGGGUGAACUCUAGCAAUUACAAGGUGGUUCUUCUCGGCAUGGACAUCCUGUCCGCGCUGGUCACCCGGCUGCAGGAUCGGUUCAAGGCACAGAUCGGCACAGUGCUGCCAAGUUUAAUAGACAGACUGGGAGAUGCUAAAGACUCUGUGAGGGAGCAAGACCAGACUCUGCUGCUGAAGAUCAUGGAACAAGCUGCUAAUCCCCAGUAUGUGUGGGACCGGAUGCUGGGAGGAUUCAAGCACAAGAAUUUCCGGACUCGGGAGGGCACAUGUGUCUGCCUUGUUGCCACACUCAAUGCCUCUGGAGCACAUACUUUAACACUAAGCAAGAUUGUGCCACAUAUAUGUAAUUUACUUGGAGAUCCAAACAGCCAGGUUCGAGAUGCAGCAAUAAACAGCUUAGUGGAAAUUUACAGACAUGUAGGAGAACGUGUGAGGGCAGAUCUCAGUAAAAAAGGAUUGCCACAGUCCCGAUUGAAUGUAAUUUUUACAAAAUUUGAUGAAGUCCAGAAAUCUGGAAACAUGAUACAAUCUGCAAAUGAUAAAAAUUUUGAUGAUGAAGAUUCUGUGGAUGGUAACAGACCUUCCUCUGCCAGUUCUACAUCAUCCAAAGCUCCAGCAAGCUCGCGGAGAAAUGUUGGAAUGGGGACCACUCGCAGGCUUGUAUCAUCCACUCUUGGAUCCAAGUCUUCAGCUGCAAAAGAAGGAGCUGGUGCUGUUGAUGAAGAGGAUUUUAUUAAAGCCUUUGAUGAUGUACCCGUCGUGCAGAUUUAUUCCAGCCGAGACCUUGAGGAAUCCAUAAACAAGAUUAGGGAAAUAUUAUCUGAUGACAAGCAUGAUUGGGAGCAAAGAGUAAAUGCUCUAAAAAAGAUUAGAUCUUUACUUUUGGCUGGUGCUGCUGAGUAUGAUAACUUCUUUCAACAUUUGCGACUUUUGGAUGGAGCCUUUAAACUAUCUGCUAAGGAUCUGCGGUCUCAGGUAGUGCGGGAGGCUUGUAUCACGUUGGGGCAUCUGUCAUCAGUUCUGGGGAAUAAAUUUGACCAUGGAGCUGAAGCCAUUAUGCCAACAAUCUUUAAUUUAAUUCCAAACAGUGCCAAAAUUAUGGCCACUUCUGGUGUUGUAGCUGUUAGGUUAAUCAUUCGGCACACACACAUCCCUAGGCUAAUACCUGUCAUAACAAGCAACUGUACCUCUAAGUCUGUUGCGGUUAGAAGGCGCUGUUUCGAAUUUUUAGAUUUACUUUUACAAGAAUGGCAAACACAUUCACUGGAACGACACAUAUCAGUAUUAGCUGAAACAAUAAAGAAGGGAAUACAUGACGCCGAUUCUGAAGCAAGGAUAGAAGCCAGAAAGUGCUACUGGGGUUUCCACAGUCACUUCAGCAGAGAAGCAGAGCACUUAUACCAUACCCUGGAGUCCUCCUACCAGAAGGCCCUGCAGUCCCACUUGAAGAACUCAGACAGCAUCGUAUCUUUGCCUCAAUCUGAUCGCUCCUCUUCUAGCUCUCAAGAGAGUCUAAAUCGGCCACUCUCUGCCAAAAGAAGUUCUACUGGAAGUACCACCUCUAGAGGGUCUACGGUUAGCACCAAAUCUGCAUCGACGACUGGUUCCCUCCAGCGGUCUCGAAGUGAUAUCGAUGUGAAUGCCGCAGCCAGUGCCAAAUCCAAAGUCUCUGCAGCUUCAGGCACCACGCCAUUCAGCUCUGCAGCGGCCUUGCCUCCAGGGUCAUACGCAUCCUUAGGUCGGAUUCGCACAAGACGGCAAAACUCUGGGAGUGCCACCAAUGUCGCCUCUUUACCUUCUGAUAGUCGAGGCCGCAGUCGCGCUAAAGUGGUUUCACAGUCCCAGCCUGGCAGCCGAUCAAGUUCCCCAGGGAAAUUGUUGGGAAGUGGUUAUAGUGGCCUUGCCGGGGGUUCCUCAAGAGGCCCACCUGUGACAUCAUCUUCAGAAAAACGAAGCAAGAUUCCCAGAAGUCAGGGAUGUAGCCGAGAAACAAGUCCAAACCGAAUAGGAUUAGACCGUUUUGGGCUUGGCCAGGCAGGAAGAAUCCCUGGUUCUGUGAACACCAUGCGAGUUUUGAGCACAAGCACAGAUCUUGAAGCUGCUGUUGCUGAUGCUUUGCUGUUAGGAGACUCCAGGAGCAAGAAGAAGCCUGUGAGAAGGAGAUACGAGCCGUAUGGGAUGUAUUCUGACGAUGAUGCCAACAGUGAUGCUUCGAGUGUUUGCUCUGAACGCUCGUAUGGUUCCAGGAAUGGUGGCAUUCCCCAUUAUCUGCGGCAGACCGAGGAUGUAGCAGAAGUUCUCAACCACUGUGCUAGUUCAAACUGGUCAGAAAGGAAGGAAGGGCUUCUAGGUCUGCAGAACUUACUGAAGAGCCAAAGAACACUGAGUCGAGUAGAAUUGAAAAGAUUGUGUGAGAUCUUCACACGAAUGUUUGCUGACCCUCACAGCAAGAGAGUUUUCAGUAUGUUUUUAGAGACUCUUGUGGAUUUUAUAAUAAUUCAUAAGGAUGACUUGCAAGACUGGCUUUUUGUUCUUCUCACACAAUUACUUAAGAAAAUGGGAGCAGAUUUACUUGGAUCUGUACAAGCAAAAGUUCAGAAGGCUCUAGAUGUCACAAGGGACUCCUUUCCAUUUGAUCAACAAUUUAACAUUUUGAUGAGAUUUAUUGUGGAUCAAACUCAGACUCCGAACCUCAAGGUCAAAGUUGCAAUUCUGAAGUACAUUGAGUCUCUCGCCAGGCAGAUGGAUCCAACAGAUUUUGUAAACUCUAGUGAGACCAGGCUUGCUGUUUCUAGAAUUAUAACCUGGACAACAGAACCAAAGAGUUCAGAUGUGAGAAAGGCAGCACAAAUAGUGCUUAUUUCUCUGUUUGAACUGAACACUCCUGAAUUUACCAUGUUACUUGGUGCCUUGCCAAAAACAUUCCAGGAUGGUGCCACCAAACUCCUGCAUAACCACCUCAAGAAUUCCAGUAACACCAGUGUGGGCUCUCCAAGCAAUACAAUUGGCCGGACUCCCUCCAGACACACCAGCAGCAGGACCAGCCCCCUGACCUCACCCACCAACUGUUCCCAUGGGGGCCUGUCUCCAAGCAUGCUGGACUAUGAUACAGAAAACUUGAACUCUGAAGAAAUCUAUAGUUCUUUGCGUGGAGUUACAGAAGCCAUUGAGAAGUUUAGUUUUCGAAGCCAAGAGGAUCUGAAUGAACCAAUUAAACGAGAUGGCAAAAAGGACUGUGAUAUUGUGUCCCGGGACGGUGGCGUUGCCACCCCUGCCACUGAGGGCCGGGGCGGCAGUGAUGUCGUGGAAGGAGGCCGAACAGCUUUGGACAACAAGACCUCCCUGCUCAACACACAGCCUCCGCGUGCCUUCCCAGGGCCACGGGCGCGGGACUACAACCUGUAUCCCUACUCAGACGCCAUCAACACCUAUGACAAGACAGCCCUGAAGGAGGCCGUGUUUGACGACGACAUGGAGCAGCUUCGAGAUGUGCCCAUUGACCAUUCUGACUUGGUGGCCGACCUUCUGAAAGAGCUGUCCAACCACAACGAGCGGGUGGAGGAACGGAAAGGCGCCCUACUGGAGCUGCUCAAGAUCACGCGGGAAGACAGCCUGGGUGUCUGGGAGGAGCACUUCAAGACCAUUCUGCUCUUGCUUUUGGAGACACUCGGAGACAAAGAUCAUUCCAUCCGAGCACUAGCACUGAGAGUUUUACGAGAAAUUCUGAGAAACCAGCCAGCAAGAUUUAAAAACUACGCCGAGCUGACGAUCAUGAAGACUCUGGAAGCCCACAAAGACUCCCACAAGGAGGUGGUAAGAGCUGCCGAGGAGGCUGCAUCUACGCUGGCCAGUUCCAUCCACCCGGAGCAGUGCAUCAAAGUACUCUGCCCCAUCAUCCAGACAGCCGACUACCCCAUCAACCUCGCGGCCAUCAAGAUGCAGACCAAAGUCGUCGAGAGGAUCGCCAGGGAGUCCUUGCUGCAGCUCCUUGCUGACAUCAUCCCAGGCUUGCUGCAGGGUUAUGACAACACCGAAAGUAGUGUGCGGAAGGCCAGCGUGUUUUGCUUAGUGGCCAUUUAUUCCGUAAUCGGAGAAGAGCUGAAACCUCACCUCGCACAGCUCACAGGGAGCAAGAUGAAGCUACUAAACUUGUAUAUAAAGAGGGCCCAAACCACGAAUAGCAACAGCAGCUCCUCCUCGGACGUCUCCACGCACAGCUAAUGGCAACACCAGUCUCUAUGUCUCCCUAGAAGCAAUCGGUGGUGCCUCUCUCUCAGAGACCUUUCCCACCUCCCCCUUCAUCGGCUGCCCAGUCAGGACAAGGAGGCCUGCAAAUAUUUAUUACAAUCAGUAUUUUGGUCCCUUCCAGCUUUUGUGUAGAAUCUUACUGGUAUUGAAUGUAAAGGAAGCAAGGCCUGUUUUGUAGUCUUCAUACAAAACAAAAGGAAUAAGAGAAGAAAAGAGCCAUACUUAAAUAUGUCUUCUGCAGCCCGCCAAGAAUAUAAAACCAUGUGUGCGGGAUGCUGUUUUGAAAAAUCAGAGCUCUUUAGCCAACACUUGGUAGGAAAUAGCAUUCUCUCUUCAGUUAACAGAGUUGAGGAGGGCGUGUUAAUUUGUGUGGGUUUUUUUUCAUCCUAGCUUACUUUCUUCUGGAUGUGGCCGGUUGCGGGGCAAAUGACCCUCUUUUCCCGUUUCACAGCUGACACCACGAAAGGGUCAUGUGUCUCUAAAUUGUAUUUUGAGAUCUACUAAGAAUGUGAAUCAGCUCGUGGAAAGAAAUGGAGAAAAGCCUGAAGGUGGCCUUUUAACAGACGUGGAAUUUUGCUUAUACUAUCUAGACUGGAGGUUGACUGUCCUCACUUUAGUUUAGAAGGGCAUCCCUACAGUUUCCUUCCGGGACAGGCUCCCAGCCCCUCUGAACAAUGCCAUGAUGCUGUCCCCAGCCCACUUGAAAGAAUUCAUAAAGUUUAUAUCGAAACAUGAAAAUUAAGGUAAAUUUAUAGCAUCAGUUUAUGAUGCCUAAAAUGGCAUUUCAUGAAGCAUAGAAGAUAUGAGAAGUAGUUAGUUUUACUACUAAGAUCUUUGGGAAACACUAUUUUAAGAGGGCUUCUCCCAUAACCCCAGUUCUUGGUGAUUCUGACUUAGUACCAUCAGUUCUAAAAAGGAACUUAAUGUGAUAAAUGGCAACUCUGCCAUCUCAGAUUUCACUUCUCUGUUUAAUUUGGGAUUAAGAUCAAAGAAAAGUCUAAAGAGACCAGGUAUCAGAAAUUUUUUUACUUGGAUAGACAAGUACUUCCUGAUCAUCUGUGGAAAUAGUCAUUGUUUAAGGAAAAAGUAAUUAUGGUGAGUGGCAAAUUGCAGAAAAACAGGAUUUGAAACACAAUUUUAGAGUGUUUCCUUUUCUUCAAUAAGAAAUUGCCAGAGAAACUGCCCCCUUUAAAAAGUUUCCUGAGGGUUCGAUUACGCCAAUCAUAGUAACUAUAGAUUUGGAAUCUGGUUAAAUAAGUUUUGAGUAAAAUUCUUAAAGCUGAAUGGAAAUUCUU
Pteropus alecto (black flying fox) is the source of this 5663-nucleotide messenger RNA. RefSeq names its product cytoplasmic linker associated protein 1 (gene CLASP1). Gene Ontology annotation, molecular function: kinetochore binding; microtubule binding. The record is from RefSeq and is a predicted model, not a curated record. The annotation marks the transcript as partial. NCBI's taxonomy places the organism in Eukaryota, Metazoa, Chordata, Mammalia, Chiroptera, Pteropodidae. Gene Ontology annotation, cellular component: cytoplasmic microtubule; mitotic spindle; microtubule organizing center. The transcript is spliced from 37 exons. Gene Ontology annotation, biological process: mitotic spindle assembly.